AGACACUCUUUAGGGCACUGACCUGUCGACAGAACAGUGUUUUGCUUGACUUUGCUGCUUGCCUAGGUAAAACAUAGCUCCAAAACUAGUCUUUAACGAGGAAAAACGACACCAGGCAGGAUGAAGUUGUUGGCAUGUAUGUGGGCUUCGUGGGCACUUGCCUUAUGUUCGAUCCAUGCAACCAAAGAUAUCUGCAACGCAAAGCCCAAAGACUUACCCUUGGAGCCAAUGUGCAUCUAUCGCAACCCGGAUGAGAUCCAACCAAACAAAGAGCCAGAGAAUAUCCCACCUGGAACCAACGCUCGAGUGUGGGAACUGUCCAAAGCCAACAGCCGCUUCGCCCUCUCGCUUUUCAAGCAGCUUGCAGAGGGCAAAUCCAAUGAUGAAAACAUCUUUCUGUCACCGAUUAGUAUCUCAACAGCUUUCGCCAUGACAAAGCUAGGGGCUUGUAACACAACGCUGGAGCAGCUCAUGAAAGUGUUUCAGUUCGAUACAAUAAAGGAAAAGACAUCAGACCAGGUCCACUUCUUCUUCGCCAAGCUGAACUGUCGUCUGUACCGCAAAAAGCAUGAGACAACAGAACUGAUCUCUGCAAACCGUUUGUUUGGAGACAAAUCCACAACUUUUAAUGAGACCUUCCAGCACAUUAGUGAGAUGGUCUAUGGAGCCAAGUUGAUGCCUCUCGAUUUUAAGGAGAAAGCGGAAGCAUCAAGGAUGACGAUAAAUGAAUGGAUUGCGAACAAGACCGAGAACCGAAUAAAAGAUACCCUGCCAGAAGGUUCAAUAGACACCAACACCAUAUUAGUCUUGGUGAAUGCGAUCUACUUCAAAGGGCAAUGGAAAAACAAGUUUGAUAAGCAAAAUGUCAUGAAGUUAGACUUUCAUGUCAGCCCAACGCACAAAUGUCCAGUCCCCAUGAUGUACCAAGAGAAGAAAUUCCAAUAUGCCAAAAUUCCUGAGGACAAAGUCAAGAUCCUUGAAUUGCCCUACAACGGUGGGGAUAUCACAAUGGUGCUCAUCUUACCCAUUGAAGGCGCAACCCUGUCGGAAGUGGUGGCAAAUAUGAACCUCAAGAAACUUGUCGGCUGGCUCCAUGCCAUGAAAGAGACCACAGUAGCUGUGCAGAUUCCUCGUUUCCGUGUUGAGGACAGUUUCAGCCUCAAAGAGCAGCUGAAGAAAAUGGGCCUUGAACAUCUUUUUAGUCCAGCGAAUGCCAGUCUCCCAGGGAUGGUUGCUGAUGCUGAAGGACCCAACUUGUUCAUCUCCGAUGCUUACCAUAAGGCCUUCCUUGAGGUGAACGAGGAAGGUAGUGAAGCUUCUGCCGCCACAGCGGUAGUUGCUACUGGACGUUCCCUGAACAUCUUCCGAGAGCAGUUUGUUGCAGACCAGCCUUUCCUACUGUUUAUUCGUGAGUCCAGUAUCAAUGCCUUGAUCUUCACUGGUCGAGUCGCAAAUCCAUGCAGGAGCAGCUAAUAUGGAUCUGGCACUGAGGACAAUUGUUGAUCGUCCUUGUCUAGGCUGCUUUAUUCCUUCCAUCACCCCUUAAAAAUGAUUUUUAAAAUUGGUCCCAAUAUAUCCAUUUGUUUUGUUAGUUUUUUUGUCAGUAUACCAAGCAAGCACUGGCAACAAACACAGCAAUAGGUUGGGUAGAUGAUUUGGAAAUAAAAGGAGGCAAGGAAUAGGUACAGACACUGAACAAGGAUAAAACAAGUUUAUUUUUUUUCAUAUUAGAAAUUUGGGUUUAGCAGUAUCACACAAUCUGGGCUUACAUAAUUAUACAUUGAAAGAACAUAAUUAAAAAUCCUUCACAGUUACACUUAAAGUGCUUUAUUUCUAUAUAGAAGAAUGGACUUGACACACUGCCAGUAAGGAAACGAAAAUAAACAUAGUGGUUAUUGUGAAGAUGGCAUUCACAUUAUUAACGAUUAACUUUCUGAUUCCUGUACCAUUUUAAAUGCAAAUUUGAAGCAAUCAUAAACGCAGAUUAAUCUCAAAUAAGUAACUAUACCUUUAAUUGCCUAUCAAUAUAAUUUCUCAAUUCUUAAAACAUUUGCUAUCUUAAUAAAUAUAUUGGUCUACUAUUAAAACUUUAAGACAACUAUUCUCGUGUUUUGGAAUUUGGACCUUUUUUUUCCAAGAAUAAAAUAUUUUUUGCUUUAUCGUGGUUUUGUAAAAAUUUAAUAUUUUAUGAAGUAUGGUUUAAAUUAAAGUGAUUAAAUCUUAUAAGACACAUGGAAAGAACUUUACAGACUAUAUUGCUUUUGCAAAUAAAACAAUAUAGCAUGACAACUCGUAAAAGGUCAAUAUUUUGGCUUCUGUUGGUGCAAAUUUAGAUGCCUGGAAUUGUCUUGAUGUUUGGCCAUUACAAAAGACAGACAACAUGCAAAUAAACAAUUUCUACUGAAGGUCAGUAGAAGAACAA
Danio aesculapii is the source of this 2422-nucleotide messenger RNA. It is a transcript of the gene serpinc1, whose product is annotated as serpin peptidase inhibitor, clade C (antithrombin), member 1. The transcript is spliced from 8 exons. The record is from RefSeq and is a predicted model, not a curated record. The coding region runs from base 121 to 1473 and encodes 450 amino acids. Lineage: Eukaryota; Metazoa; Chordata; Actinopteri; Cypriniformes; Danionidae. Gene Ontology annotation, molecular function: serine-type endopeptidase inhibitor activity.